GGUCUCUUGUCUGACUUUUUUUUCUCCAAUUAUAAUUUACAAACGUAUCUAUACACAUGUAUGUAUGUACAUAUAUAUACAUAUAUAUACCCCUGUAUGUAUAUAAUUGUGUAUCCCUCGUACUUGCUGUGUGUAUAUAUUUCUCUUCUCUCUCAUCCAUCACCACCACCACCAUAACUAUUCAUUUAAUUAUUCAGCUGUUGCUUACAAAUAUUCUCUUAUGUGAUCGACGGAGGAACUGCCCAGCGGAGAACCGGAAUCCGACGCCGUUUUGGUGGCGCAGUAAAUUUUGUCAUCUAGGGUUGUUAAUUUGCGAAUUACAUCUCAUUUGUCGGUUUCGCACGAGCGCAGAAAAGACUGGUGAUUUUUUAUUUUUUUUCGGAGGGCAUGGCUCCGGGGCGGAAGCGUGGAGCGAAAGGGGUGAAAACGAAGAGCGAGUUGAGUUUGGGGGAUCUCGUUCUCGCCAAGGUCAAGGGUUUUCCUGCUUGGCCCGCCAAGAUUGGCAGACCUGAAGAUUGGGAGCGCAGUCCUGAUCCUAAAAAGUACUUCGUCCAGUUUUUCGGUACAGCAGAGAUAGCUUUUGUUGCCCCUGCGGAUAUCCAGGCAUUUACUAGUGAAUCCAAAAACAAGUUGACUACUCGUUGCCAAGGUAAGACAGUGAGGUUCUUUGCCAAAGCUGUGAAGGAAAUCUGUGAAGAAUUCGAAGUGUUACAGCGUAAAAAUUUAGGCGGUGUAAGAGAUGAUAACAAUGCACAAAAUCUUGCAUCUGAGACACAUUCAGUUGAUCCAUUGGUAGAUGAAGCUUUAGAGGUUAGUAUAAACAAUGGGAUAGAUAAUGAAGGACCAAGCUGCAAAUUGGAGGUCAAAGGGUUGACGGAUCAGGGCUCUGAGUUAGAGCAUUCUUCACAGAGACAAGAUGAGAUGGAAUGUCAAGAUGUAAAACCUUGCUUGUCAGAUGUCAUGAAUCAUGGCUUGUCUCCACAUUUAUCUUCGGGAAAGAAGAACAAACUUUCUACAAAUCCUAGUAAUCAAAUGAAGGGAGCGGAAUUAAGAUCUAGUCCGUCCAAGCAGGCUUUUGUCAAGGAGGAAGGUUCCCGUGGUGUCAAAGUUAAGGAAAGGCACCCUGAUGCCGGCCAGGGUGAAUUGACAAAUGGACACCAACCAAAGCUGGUAACGGGGACAAAGAGGAAGCAUGAGGGUACAAUGCACAGGGAUAUUGGUUCAAUUAAGUCUCCUAAAUAUAUUGGUGAUGGGGGGCAAAAACCAUAUGUUUUAGGUGGCAACAUAAAAUUGUCAUCUGCAGAUAAUUCAAAAUCAGGUGCAAGUAUUGGCAGUGAAAGGAAGGGGAAAAAAUUGCUGAAAGAGAAAAAGCCUUCUGAGGCAGUAGAUGAUAUUCAAGGGGACAGUGAAAUAAUGGCUGAGGAGCAUAGUGAAAUUAUCUCGAGGAAAAAGAUGAAGAUCCGACAUGAUCACCAAAAACAAACUUCUCGAAGAGAUGAAGCCUCGUUGCCAAAGAUGCCAAAAGGUGCUGAUAAUGCAGAUGAUGCUAGCAUUCUAAGAGCUCAAACUAGCAGAAAGAGUGAGUCUAGAAGUCCUGUAGAUCUGGAUGACAAAAUGGAUAGAGUAGAGUCUAAAAAUUUAACAUCAGGUGGGAAGGCUGAGAAUCACCGGCAGUUGAAGGUGCAGACAAAUACCCACGAAUCCAGAGAUUCUACAGAUGAAGAUGAUCUCCCUCCAAUGAAGCGCCCCAGCCGAGCACCGGGCGGGAUUUCUAGUUCCACCUUGAUUUCUGAAAAUAGAUUGGGAACUGCAUCACGUAAAAAUGGCUUAGUACAUCCUAACAAAAUUCGAUCCCCGGUAACACAGCCAACAAAGCGAAGAGCUGUCCGCCUAUGUGAUGACGAUGAUGAUGAAUUGCCUAAAACUCCAAUUCAUGGAGGAUCUACCCAAAAGGUUCCUGUUGUUCCUCGCCUGCCAGAUUCAAAAAAGAAAAAUGUUUCCCAUGGCGAGAGUCGUGCAAAUGAUCAACCGCUCUCGAGAAAUUCAGGAAUAGUUGAUGGUGCAUUGAAAGAACAGGUACAAUCUUCUCGAGCAUCAAAGAAAGUUUCAUCAACAAUUGUUGAACAAGGUGAGAAGAGGACUAAAGAAUUAUCAGUUGAACAUGUACCUCAUAGUCCACCCCGGUUGGACUCUGAAAAACUUUCCUUAAUGCAUGAUAAAGCAGUUGUCGUUUCGCCUAAAAGGUCCCCUAUAUCUAGUUCUGCUACGAGAUCAUUAUCAGAACCACAGAAGAAGCAGUUCAGCAAAGCACCUAGUAGUAUUUCUCAGAAGAAAGUUCAGCCAGUAGCCAACAGGAACCUAGAUGCAGCUUCUGAUAGGUCAACUCCAUGCCUUAAUCCUCCGCUAACUGAAAGAAGUAAGCCAACUUCCUCCGUGGAGAAAUGGAGAAGUACUCCAAAGUCAGACUCCCAGAUCAAUGAUUCUGUUCUUUUGGCUGGAAAUCUGGAUGAAAGCAUUAACUUACUUGGUCAAAGGCUGGACGUUGGUAAAGACACCAAAAUAAGUGUUCCGGUUGAUAUAAAAAUUUCGGACUCUGUAACGUCUAUGAAACAUCUUAUUGCUGCUGCUCAGGCAAGAAAGAGACAAGCACACUUGCAUAAAUCUUAUGGAAUUACUCUUCCCCUAUUGGCUCCUGAUGGUGACAUGCUAGAACGGAGCCCAAACACUAUCCCGGUUACACUAGCAGUUGAAUCAAGCCAUGCAUUUCAACUGGAUGUACAAGGAUUACAUCCCACUUCCCCUUUCUCUGAUAUUCGCCCUUUUCCAUCUAUCAAUGAACAUGAGAAUGAAGAUCUUGAGGAGAGGAGGGCUAGUUCGGGUCGUCAGGCCACCGGAAGUUCUCUAAGUGCGGGUACUGACGCAGCUGUUGCUCGUGAUUCCUUUGAAGGGAUGAUAGAAACUCUUUCAAGGACCAAGGAGAGUAUUGGCCGUGCAACUCGUCUUGCAAUUGAUUGUGCAAAGUAUGGGAUUGCCAAUGAGGUUGUGGAACUCUUAAUCCAGAAGUUGGAAAGUGAACCAAGUUUUCAUCGCAAAGUGGACCUGUUUUUCCUUGUUGACUCUAUAACACAGUGCUCUCAUAGUCAGAAAGGAAUUGCAGGGGUAUCUUAUAUUCCCAUAGUUCAAGCAGCUUUGCCCCGUCUUAUUGGUGCUGCUGCUCCGCCUGGGACAAGUGCUCAGGAAAAUCGCCGUCAAUGUCAUAAGGUCUUGAGGUUGUGGCUUGAGAGAAAAAUCUUUCCAGAACAUGUUCUUCGCCGGUAUGUGGAUGAGAUGGGAGUAGUGAAUAAUGAUACUUCUGCUGUGAUUUCCCAAAGGCGUCCUUCCCGUGCUGAGAGGGCUAUUGAUGAUCCUAUCAGAGAAAUGGACGGCAUGCUUGUGGAUGAGUACGGGAGCAAUGCUUCAUUUCAGAUUCCUGGAUUUCUGUCAUCUCAUUUGUUUGAAGAAGAUGAAGAUGAAGAUAAUUUUGGGAUAAAGCUAUUCAAGGAAGUUGCAGUUACAUCACCGUCCGAGCAUACCCCUGCAAGCAGGGAGCCUGAGACCUAUGCUGUUACUCCAAGUGACCGACGCCACUGCAUAUUAGAGGAUGUUGACGGUGAGCUCGAAAUGGAAGAUGUUUCUGGACACCAAAAGGAUGAAAGACCAUUGUUUGCCAAUGGCACUUCUGAGGUUGCUUCAAUUGAGCCAAGUUCAGAUGGGAUCUUUGAAUCAGCUUCAAACAUAUUUGAGUUGACGCCGUCUCCUGAGGGUUCUCCACCAUUACCACCUGGCUCUCCUCCUGUAACCCCACCUCUACCCGAUUCACCGCCUCCAUCACUCCCACCUCCUCCACCCCCACCCUUAUCAUCUCCAUCUCCGCCACCCCCACCACCCCCACCUCCACCUUCCUCACAGCAACAUAUAUAUCCUCCACCUCCUUUUGCCCCCCUUCCAUUUCUUUCCCAGCAAUCAUUGCCACCUCAGCCUGCAUUGAUGUCCCAAUACAUGCCUCCACUUCCAUCCACAGUUUCAACUUCUCAACCAUUAGCUCACCCACCUCCUUUACCUCAUGAAAUUGGUGGUAGCCACAGUGUAAAUCAACAUGUCCAUAUGGUUUCCAGUACUCAUGUGCCUCGUAUGGAUGCACCUGUCAGAAGCGAAGUAUUUCCGCAGCAAUCUUUCUUUUCUCCAGCUCCUGCCAGCAAUGCACGUGAACAUGUUGUCUAUAAUGCAACAAGAAUGGUGGAGUAUGGACAAGGCGAAACAUAUAUAAAUCCUCAAGCUUCGCAGCAGAGGCAACCAUUAAGGCCUGGUGGUGCACCUUUUUCACAAAGACCUCUGCAUCCUGAACCCCCUCAAGGAAUGCCUAAUCAUUUCUCCUAUCCAAACUCAGUCCAGCAACAUCAGUAUCCCCCUUAUCCAUUGCCAAAUGUUUCUGACGGUCCAAGGAGAUAUGCUACUGAUAAGCAACGGCGGAUGGAAGUGAAUGAGUUCAAUGCUGACGGUCCUCGCAUGGGGUGGAUGACUGGAGGGAAAUCAUGUCCAGUUCCACCUUAUUCACAUGAAGGUUAUUUUGCGCCACCUCUCGAAAGGCCUCCCACAAAUGGGAUUAAUUUUCAGCCUCCUGCAGCAAAUAAUCUGCCAACCGCUCCAGUUUCAGUUCAUGGUAUUCAGAUGAUGCCUGGCAGACCAGACAUGCCUGCCAUCAAUUGGAGACCAUCGUAAACUUAUUCCGAGACGUAUAGGAUCCAUGGUCAUGAGCUUUGGUGCAUAGAGAAUUGGCCCUGGUAUUGCUUCAGCAGAAAACGUGUCUUAGAUCGAAACAGAGUGGGAAUUUGAGAAAUUGUGGAGAGACCCUUUGCAGAAUUGUCUAUAUUAGAAUUUUUCCUGACAUGCAUCCCCCUGGAGACAUACAUCUAAAUGUAAGCCAUUUUUGCUUGCUAAUACUGAAACUUGUAAUUAUAUGAUAUAUAUAUAUAUAUAUAUCUUAAAAAACCAAAUUUACUGGAUCUAUAGUUUCAGGAUUAGCUAAGCUAAUACAGUGCUACUUUUUUGUUCUUUUUUCUGCUAUGCAUACCAAAUGAAACAGCAUGUUGAAACAUCUCGGUUUUCGAUUUUGUUGUUUUCGGUUAACGAGUAGUGCAUUCUGAUCUUUA
Erythranthe guttata (spotted monkey flower) is the source of this 5189-nucleotide messenger RNA. It is a transcript of the gene HUA2, whose product is annotated as Tudor/PWWP/MBT domain-containing protein. Lineage: Eukaryota; Viridiplantae; Streptophyta; Magnoliopsida; Lamiales; Phrymaceae. The record is from RefSeq and is a predicted model, not a curated record.